Messenger RNA from Sciurus carolinensis (gray squirrel), 1418 nucleotides. It is a transcript of the gene Qdpr, whose product is annotated as quinoid dihydropteridine reductase. Gene Ontology annotation, molecular function: 6,7-dihydropteridine reductase activity; NADPH binding; NADH binding. NCBI's taxonomy places the organism in Eukaryota, Metazoa, Chordata, Mammalia, Rodentia, Sciuridae. The transcript has 7 exons. Bases 99 to 827 code for a protein of 242 amino acids. Gene Ontology annotation, biological process: L-phenylalanine catabolic process; tetrahydrobiopterin biosynthetic process. The record is from RefSeq and is a predicted model, not a curated record. Gene Ontology annotation, cellular component: cytoplasm.
GCCGAGCUCUCCUGGCAGAGUGGAGCGCUAGGCGGCGCAGCGGGCGCGGCGGUAGGGUCACGGCCUGGGGAGCUGCGGAGCCGGCGGGGAACAGCGGCAUGGCGGCGGCGGCGGGCGAGGCGCGCCGGGUGCUGGUGUACGGCGGCAGGGGCGCGCUGGGCUCGCGAUGCGUGCAGGCCUUCCGGGCCCGCAACUGGUGGGUUGCCAGCAUCGAUGUGGUGGAAAACGAGGAGGCCAGUGCUAGUGUGGUUGUUAGGAUGACAGACUCCUUUACUGAGCAGGCUGACCAGGUGACUGCUGAGGUUGGAAAGCUCCUGGGUGAAGAGAAGGUGGACGCCAUUCUCUGUGUCGCUGGAGGAUGGGCUGGAGGCAACGCCAAAUCCAAGUCUCUCUUUAAAAACUGCGACCUCAUGUGGAAGCAGAGCAUGUGGACAUCGACCAUAUCCAGCCAUCUGGCCACCAAGCACCUCAAAGAAGGAGGCCUCUUGACCCUGGCUGGUGCCAAGGCCGCCCUGGAUGGGACUCCCGGGAUGAUCGGCUACGGCAUGGCCAAGGGUGCUGUCCAUCAGCUCUGCCAGAGCCUCGCGGGCAAGAACAGCGGCAUGCCACCUGGGGCUGCUGCCAUCGCUGUGCUCCCGGUCACUCUGGAUACGCCGAUGAACAGGAAGUCCAUGCCUGAGGCCGACUUCAGCUCCUGGACACCCUUAGAAUUCCUAGUCGAAACCUUCCAUGACUGGAUCACAGGGAAGAAUCGACCCAGUUCGGGAAGUCUAAUCCAGGUGGUGACCACAGAAGGAAAGACGGAGCUCACCCCAGCGUAUUUUUAAGCUUCAUCUUCCGUGCGUGGGAGGGGCCUGCCGUAAAAGUCACUAACCUGUCUCAGCGUGGCCGUGUCUGCCCUGUGUCUGGCCUGUGUCUUAUGUAACCCUGUUUGUGGUACGGGAUAGUGAGUCCUGGUUUUCUCUCACCUAACGUUCAUUUGUUCUCCCAGGACAGUGUAGUAUGCUCGUGUGAAAUAACGUGUGAUGGGGCCUGCAAACAGCACGCCAGUCUGUGCUGACCACACGAGGGUGUCUGCACAGCCCGCCUGUGUAGCAGCAUGCUGGAGUGCUUUUGGGACCCUCGUCUGCCCGCGACAGUGGCUGUUGUCUCCACUAGUUCAGUGAUUUCUUGGUAUCGGAUCAUUUUGAGAGCUGAGUUAUUUUCAAAUGUCAAGUUUAUGUCAUAGAUGUAGUUUUUGCGACCUUUAAUUAAACUGCCUUAAAACUACUUUUGUGGUGUCAGCAAAAUCCCCUGGACUCUUUCAUGGUGUCCUUUUCUUGUGCAGUUGCCAAGUGUGCCCUGGCCUAGGGCUAAGUGUGCAAGAGAACUACUGAUAAAUCUUUCGAGUGUUUUUCCUAAUAAAUGCACUUCAUUUA